This is a messenger RNA of Zasmidium cellare ATCC 36951, 426 nucleotides long. RefSeq lists its product as uncharacterized. NCBI's taxonomy places the organism in Eukaryota, Fungi, Ascomycota, Dothideomycetes, Mycosphaerellales, Mycosphaerellaceae. The transcript has 3 exons. Bases 1 to 426 code for a protein of 141 amino acids. The record is from RefSeq and is a predicted model, not a curated record.
AUGCCCCUCUCCCAAAAGCAAAUGGAAUACCUCGCCCUCGCCUGGCAGUGCUUCGAGACAGAGCCAAAGAUCGACUACGCCAAAUUCGCCACCGUCGCCAACCUCGCCAGCGUCAACUCCGCCCGCGAACUCAUGCGCGUGACCAAGAAGAAGUUGAAGGAGGAGUAUGGCGCGCUCGACAAUGGCACGGCCACCUCCCCAAUCAAGAAGUCCACAUCCACGCCACGCAGCACGCCAGGCGCGAAGCGCGGUCGGGCGUCGGUGGGGAAAAAGGCCGCUGCGGAGAUGAAUGGGGAGGACCAUGACGAUGACGAGGAGGAGAUGCGUGCGAGUCCGAGUAAGAAGAGCAAGACAAAUGGCAAGACGAAUGGGGUUGUCAAGGUGGAGAAGGAGGCCGAGGAGAGCGAUGAUGGGGAUUUGGUCUGA